AGUGUGAGGCGCACGGCGCACAGCGUGGACUUGGAGAUGUCUUGGCAGGAUUACGCACGACGACACGACCAACGCGAAAGCCUCUUUAAACCGAGCAGGACACUUUGAAGCUGAACUGGACACAGUUUCAACUUCUGAUUUGGAGAAAACCACUUCUUUCGCAGCUUCUUUAAGGCGUUUUUCUUAUCUUUAUUUUUCGUCUCGGCGGGGUGAGACUCGGAUCUGUCCUUCUUCGCAGCAGCAGGAGCAGCAGCGGAGUCUGGAUGUGACUUGUCCUUCUCCUUCUCUUAGACUCGGGUCACGGUGACUACAGAGGAAUGAAAGGGAUGUAAACAGCUGGUGGGAGAAAACAAACUCUACAGAGCAACCGUUUUUUUUCAGAGAUCACAGAAAGAGAGGAUGAUCCCGCCGGCCAACAUGAUUCAGGACGAAAGUGGGGGCAAAGAGGACGAACGGGACCAGAAUGAGACACCAAAAUCCCCGACGGCCAACGCCAGCCAGCAGGAAACCAAGCUGCAGAGACUCAAACGCUCCCUGUCCUUCAAGACCAAGAGCAUCCGCAGCAAGAGCGCCGACAACUUCUUCCGGACCAGCAGCGACAACAAGACAGGAGCUGCUGUCCGACGUGAGCAGCAGCACGGGCCAUCUCUGCAACAUCGGGAUGGCCCCGCCACACACCACCAACCUCCCCAUCCCCCCGGUGCCCCCGGCCAUCCCACUCCGCAGGGGCACUGCUUCAUGGAGCACAUCUUCAAGAAGCCCACGUUCUGCGACGUCUGCAACCACAUGAUCGUAGGUACGAAUGCGAAGCAUGGCCUGCGCUGCAAAGCCUGCAAGAUGAGCCUCCACCACAAAUGUGAGAAUGGAGUUGGACAGCAGCGCUGCAUGGGCAAACUGCCAAAAGGCUUUCGGCGGUACUACAGCUCCCCAUUACUGAUCCAGGAACAGUACGGCUGCAUCAAAGAAGUUAUGCCCAUCGCCUGUGGCAAUAAGGUGGACCCGGUGUAUGAGGCCUUGAGGUUCGGGACGUCUCUGGCACAAAAGGCCAAGAGGGCCAGUGGCUCUGAGUCUCCACACAGAAACUCGACCAGUGACUUGGACAAGGUUCCAGAGGAAGUGGUGGCUCACAGCAGUAGACAGGAGCUGUCGAGAAAACACAGCGACGAUGUUUUCACUGUCAUUGAGAAUGGGAUGGAGCAUUACCACCAGCCAGAGAGAAAACCUGACGAUUUGCCGUUGGAGCAGAGCCAGCUACAGAAGGACAUCCUAAAGCUCAACACCUAUGUGGCCUUGUACAGUUUCACUGCCCAAGAGAGCCAUGACCUGGAGAUGAGAGCAGGAGACAGGAUCUUAUUGGCUGACGACUCUAAUGAUGACUGGUGGAAGGGGGUAAUUGAGGACAGGAUCGGCUUCUUCCCAGCAGCCUUUGCUCAUCAGGUGCGGGCCGGGGACCAGGUGUUCAGGUGUAACAGGACAUUCAUCGGCUGUAAAGAACAGGGACAGAUCACCCUGAAGGAGGGACAGAUCUGUGUGAGCAGUGAGGGCGAGCGCAGCGGCUUCAUCAAGGUGGCGAGUGGAAAGAAGAGAGGCUUUGUGCCCUGUGAUGUCCUGGAAAUCAUCUGAGAGAAAACAUUCUGAGAAAUGAAGAAUGAGUGAGAGAGAGAGAGAGAGAGAGAGAGAGAAAGAGAGAAAAGGUAGGAUCAGCCGCCCAGAGGUCAGAGGUGGAGGACAACUGAACCUACAAAAUGGCUCCGAGACACCAGUGAGUUUUGUCACUAAGGACUCCACUUUGUUGCAGGUCAGAGUUUCUGUACCUUCCUCGCUCCCUCUCAGCACAGAGAGAGAGAUGCUGAGAUAACAGUUUGUUGUUUGCAAGAAGACAGGAGGAGAUCUCUGUAUCACUGGAUUUGAUCUAAUUUAUGGAGCCAAUGUGUGUGUGUGUGUGUUUUUACCCUUAGUUUUAUUCUGCUACAAGCUGUUUAUUUUCUGAAAGUGGGCUGGCUGUUUACGCCUGAGAAAAGGAAACAAACACUUACUUCAGUUAUUAUUUUCAAGGUUUUAGUACAUACAGUGGCAUUCAUCCUACAGAUAGUUUAGUUUCUCAUGCUUUUACAUUACGUUCCUAGCAAAAUGUUAGCUUUUAAUACACAGUAGUCAACACUAGGCUCUGAAACGGAUGACAAAGUCUUUGAAAAAACAUGAUGCAAAAAAACAAAAACAAACAAGAACUUUAACUUUAAGCCUUAAAUCCCCAAAAUAUCUUUUAAAAGAACUUCCUGUAUAGCCUCCAGCAUACAAUUACAAUCCUACAAAAGGUUUUUCCAUAUGUUUCUCUCUUGUAGCACAUCAGGUGCGACAAAGAGAUGUGGGGGAGUAUUUUCAGAGGAGUUUGACACAAUCAAAGAUGUGAUUCUCUCUGGUCCUCCAGAAAUAUCACCCUCACACUCCCCACAUCUUUACAAUAUCUCACUUCAAUGCUAUCCAGGAUUUUACUUAACAUUUUGCAUUUUCUCUGAGCUGCGAAAUCUGCCGGAUUUCUCCUUUUUAUCUGUUCAUUGAUUUAAUCUUCUCUGUUUUUGGGUGUUUUCAUUAAAGAUUUCCGUCUUCAUCGCUAUAAAACAGAGAAUCAGAAGGUACAGCUUUGGUAUAAUUUAGCACAGAGGGUGUUUUUUUUUUCAACAAUUUGAUGAUCAAAGCUUAAGUGAUCUGGUGGGAAUGACUUGUGAACGCACGAUGGCACCUGUAAGACAAUGAUACAUUUCUAGUUAGCAUGUUAACUUUAAAUGUGAUCACUCUCUUGUGGUUUUUCUCUGUCUCAGCACAGACUAUUGUGAACAGGAUGUCUUGUUCAGAUUCUAAUGAAGUGCAUUUCUGGCAAGGUGUUGCAUCAUAGUAGAUAUAGUAUAUCUCUUAAAGGUUGUUCUGCACUGAAACUUGGCUUUAUUGAAUGUCCAAAAAUGCUAUAUUGUACAUAAUGUACGUACAAGAUUAAAACUCCUUCUUUAUCACAAUA
Molecule: messenger RNA, 3013 nt
Organism: Lates calcarifer (barramundi perch)
Lineage: Eukaryota; Metazoa; Chordata; Actinopteri; Centropomidae
Gene: stac
Product: SH3 and cysteine rich domain
Exons: 13
Coding region: 400-1623 (407 amino acids)
Biological process (GO): positive regulation of voltage-gated calcium channel activity; skeletal muscle contraction; positive regulation of protein localization to plasma membrane
Cellular component (GO): extrinsic component of cytoplasmic side of plasma membrane
Molecular function (GO): transmembrane transporter binding
Source: RefSeq, a predicted model, not a curated record